GGAAACUCUGCCUUCAACUAUUUAGCUAAAUUGCGCGCUGUACAUAGCUAAUUCAUUCCUGUAUAUUGCUUUGCUUGCCGUUUUCCUAUUUCACUACACAGUUCAUUAUGUAUUGUCUGAAAACGUUAAUGUUGACCAACUCAGGAGUUUUAGAGCGGCUCGUAAAAGAUGCGACAAAACGGGUAUUGUCUGGGUGUGCCAGCAGUGUUUUGGUUAACAGGCGAGCACCUCACCGGUUGACCUGUACCAGUUCGCCAGCUCACCUGCAUUCACGGAAAGAGCAAGCCGUUGCGGACGUCAGCCAUGCGCAGCCCCAGAAAGGCAUGAACAGAGAGGGACUGUUCUCUGGGCUGGAAGAUACACUCUUCUAUACAAUCACUGAGGGAGAGGAGAAGAUCCCAGUCUCCCGCUUCAUUUCUGCCCUGAAGAGUACUGGUCUGACGACCUCCGACCCCCGUCUGCGUGACUGCAUGGACAAGCUGCGUCGUGCUGCGCGGGAGUCCAUAAGCGAGGUCAUGGUGGACAGGGAGCUCUUCCGAAAGUGUGCAAGCAGUAGCCUCGUUUUGCUGACCCAGGCCUUCAGGAAGAAGUUUAUCAUCCCUGACUUUGAGGCCUUCACAUCCAACAUCAACCAGAUCUACCACACUGUUCAGAGGCAGGAGGAUGGACAUGUAGCAGACUACAUUCCCCACCUGGCCAAGUUCAGCCCUGAGUUAUGGGGUGUAUCUCUGUGUACAGUGGAUGGGCAGAGGCACUCUGUGGGUGACACCAAGGUGCCGUUCUGCCUGCAGUCUUGUGUGAAGCCUCUGGAGUAUGCCAUCGCUGUGCAUGAGGCUGGCACCGAGCGUGUGCACCACUAUGUGGGCAAGGAGCCCAGCGGCCUCAAGUUCAACAAGCUCUCCCUCGACGAGGACGACAAACCCCACAAUCCAAUGGUCAAUGCAGGAGCAAUUGUCAUCAGCUCCCUUAUCAAGCCUGGCUCAAACAAGGCAGAAAGGUUUGAUUAUGUGAUGGAUUUUGUAAAUAAGAUGGCUGGCAGAGAAUAUGUGGGCUUCAGCAAUGCCACCUUCCAAUCAGAGAAGGAGACAGGGGACAGAAAUUUUGCUAUUGGAUACUACAUGAAAGAGAAAAAGUGUUUUCCCAGAGGAGUGGAUAUGAUUGACGCGCUGGAUUUCUACUUCCAGCUCUGCUCCAUCGAGGUGACCUGUGAGUCCGGCAGCGUGAUGGCCGCCACCCUGGCCAACGGGGGAAUCUGCCCCACCACGGGCGAGCGUGUGCUGAGUGCGGAGGCCGUGCGCAACACCCUCAGCCUCAUGCACUCCUGCGGCAUGUACGACUUCUCAGGACAGUUCGCCUUUCACGUGGGUCUGCCUGCAAAGUCGGGGGUGUCGGGGGCAGUACUGCUGGUGGUACCCAAUGUCAUGGGGGUGAUGUGUUGGUCUCCCCCCUUAGACAGGGUUGGGAACAGUGUUCGGGGCAUUCGCUUCUGUCAGGAGCUGGUAUCUUUGUUCAACUUCCACAAUUAUGACAACCUGAGACACUUCAUGAAGAAGCUGGACCCUCGGAGGCAGGCAGGGGAUGAUCGGAACAAAUCUGUGGUGAACUUGAUGUUUGCGGCUUACAGUGGAGAUGUCUCGGCACUGAGGAGGUUUGCGCUGUCCUCGAUGAACAUGGAGCUGAAGGACUAUGACUCACGCACUGCGCUUCAUGUGGCAGCUGCUGAAGGUCAUGUGGAGGUUGUGCGGUUCCUCACACAGUCAUGCAAAGUUAACCCUUUUGUGAAGGACAGAUGGGGAAAUACUGCUCUGGAUGAUGCCAUGCACUUUGGCCAGGACAGUGUGGUGAAGGUCUUGCAGGAGUACCAGCACACCUGCAGCUUGCCGGAACCGCAGUCUGACACAGAGGACCAAAGCAAGCUAGAGACCCUGGAGGGGAUGAUGUGAACAGUGCUAGACCUCCCCUUACACCCCUCACUAACAGCAGCCAAAGCCAGUGAGGGAGAUGGUUCACAGAGAGGUUUCUGGUCUAUGAAUGUCCCUCCUGUCUGUAACAUUUCCACCUCCUUUCUACUUAACUAAUGCAACCUUUUAUUUGUUAAU
This is a messenger RNA of Megalops cyprinoides (Indo-Pacific tarpon), 2099 nucleotides long. It is a transcript of the gene gls2b, whose product is annotated as glutaminase 2b (liver, mitochondrial). Gene Ontology annotation, molecular function: glutaminase activity; protein binding. The record is from RefSeq and is a predicted model, not a curated record. Bases 108 to 1943 code for a protein of 611 amino acids. Gene Ontology annotation, biological process: L-glutamine catabolic process. The transcript has 18 exons. NCBI's taxonomy places the organism in Eukaryota, Metazoa, Chordata, Actinopteri, Elopiformes, Megalopidae.